GGGAACGAUCAACUACUGUGUACAUCCGGAUCCGCAUCCUCCCAAAACUGAUCAUGCCUAAGCUCCUCGGCUCGGAAAGAAUGUUGGCGAGAGCCCAGGGCAGCAUGAAGCCGUGAUUCAAACAAUUGUCGGUGCCGGGCCGAUAGCGGACGGUGCGCAUCGGAAAAGAGAGGGAGCGGUCGGUGUUUCAUGCCGCAAGGAGACAAUCGGCGGUGAAGAUGCAGCACAGGUCUUCACCCGGCAACGAGGUCCUGGGAUCAUGGGCGAUGGGUCGUCCCCAUCAAUCAAGGACGGCAGUCGAAUGUUCGACAGCAUUCCAAGCGCUGUCCCAGCUUGCUGGAUGGCCGGGGAAAGGGACCGUGAUUCCUUCUGCCUCCGGUCAGCCUCAACAGCCACCAACUACAUAAGUAGCCUUACAGGUCACCAACUGACUAGCCAACACAACCUGUCUUGUUUGUUGUGCUGCGUUGGCGGGCAGUUACCCUACAUUACGCUCUUUUUAGCAACCCUUCCUCGCAUCCCGCACAGGGCCUGUCCGUCAGAAGCCUGUAUCACGAGUUCGUCUCGUCUCCUCAUACUGGCUGGGCAACCCCGCCUGCCUCGUCUCAACCCAUGCGCCGCUACGGCUGUCGAGGCACGUCCCCGAAGCAAACUUCAUCGAGCAAUGGAAAUGCAAGAUUGGGCGCCAUGUCUCAACAAGCUGCAAGACCCCAUCAUGCGGCAGUUCGCAGCCAGGCCAUCUCCCGUCGAGCUCCCGCUUUUCAUCCCAUCUGAAGUGUCAGCCAGCGUUGCACUACUGGAGAGGAACCAAGCCGUUCCCGAGCCCCGAUUCGAUUGCAAAAAUGACGGCCGGGGCGACGCUGCGCCAGUGUGGUGCAGCCAGCGGACACACGCAGCCAUGCGAGGCGACUUGGCUAUCGUUCUGUGGCUCUCGCCAACCAUUCCCCUUCGGUUGUGAUGUCCUGCAGGGGACGAGCCAUCAACCCCCCUCGAGGAAGCCCCGCGCCUAUUUCAUCACCUUUGAGGCUUCCUCAUGACUUUCAAGGCUCCUCGGAGGCGUGACAUGCAAUGGAAUUGACGAACCAUGAUCGAACACCCACCAAU
Messenger RNA from Chaetomium fimeti, 1104 nucleotides. RefSeq lists its product as uncharacterized. NCBI's taxonomy places the organism in Eukaryota, Fungi, Ascomycota, Sordariomycetes, Sordariales, Chaetomiaceae. The transcript has a single exon. The record is from RefSeq and is a predicted model, not a curated record. Bases 260 to 958 code for a protein of 232 amino acids.